Aspergillus nidulans FGSC A4 is the source of this 1134-nucleotide messenger RNA. RefSeq lists its product as uncharacterized. NCBI's taxonomy places the organism in Eukaryota, Fungi, Ascomycota, Eurotiomycetes, Eurotiales, Aspergillaceae. Bases 1 to 1134 code for a protein of 377 amino acids. The transcript is spliced from 8 exons. The record is from RefSeq and is a predicted model, not a curated record.
AUGGAUGACAACAUAGAUCCAGUUAACUGGGAAGAAGAUAUUAAUGAUAUUCUAUCAGAUACGUUUGAAGAGGAGGCAAGAGAGGAUGUAAUGGAGGACCAACCAACAACCUUGACAGACCUUACCGAUGCAAAGUUACACCCUUUACAGACGCUCUAUAUUGAAUAUAUAGAUGACCUUCCUGAGUAUCCAAAAACUCAUAUCAAUGGUCAUACGUAUAUCAUUGCAGCAGAUAAAAUGUCACAAUCGGAGGCGGAGCAACGAGUUCAAGAUCCAAGUCUUCGACUUCUUCAUCAUACAUACCUUGAUGAAAAAGCAUGGCAAGAAAUACAAACAAUUCGGAAAGAUAUUGACCUUGUUGAAAAUGAUAUUCGGAAGAGGAAUGCAUUCAGUCUUUAUCGCUCGAAGAAGAGAUUCUUCAACAGUGGCAAAGCUUGUAUCGAAAACCUUUCAAGCUGUGCGCCUGUAUUUCGAAAAUCUUUCUACCCGGACAUCAAUAAUGAGCACCAUCCAUAUAUUAGCUGCAUAAAUAGCACACCAGGUCCUCUACAGAAACAUUAUCACAGCUCUCUGAAAGGCCAUACAUCAAUUGAUCUUGAAUUCUUAGAGCAGUUAUUUAAUGAGUCCAUUCUCCCGUCGCAGGAGGAGUGUGCUGUUAUUGAACCACUAACAACACGGCGCAAAUUCUGUGUUAAUAUUCAGGAAACUCCCUAUAUCCUCUUUACUUCACAUGGAAUUCAUCAACAUCCUCCACCACUACCACACAAGCCACCGGAGCAGAUUUUGAAAGGGAUUGAAUCGAGGAUUAGAAAUAUGCGGAAUCCAAGCCUAACCCUUGCAAAAUUCCUACGAAGUCCUGAGUUAGAGGCUUUUUGUCAACAGUAUAAUGCUUCUACACCAGCUGAAAUACACGCCUCCCUUUCCAAUAUUGACAGAAUAUCUGCCAUUAUACAGAAGCAACGUUUACUUACAUAUCCCGAAGGCCAGGAUUUUAAUGGUGUGGUAUACAUAUCUAAUAUAAACCCUACCUUGAAGCAAUAUGUCCAGCAGAAAUACCGUGAUCCUGAUGGUAUCAUGAUAUUAUGUGCCUAUAAGGAGCAGAUCAUGCUUCUAAACAAGUUAACCUCAUUUUGA